Coniophora puteana RWD-64-598 SS2 is the source of this 1476-nucleotide messenger RNA. RefSeq lists its product as uncharacterized. Lineage: Eukaryota; Fungi; Basidiomycota; Agaricomycetes; Boletales; Coniophoraceae. The transcript is spliced from 5 exons. The coding region runs from base 8 to 1216 and encodes 402 amino acids. The record is from RefSeq and is a predicted model, not a curated record.
CGAGGCUAUGCGCCCUCUUAGCCUUCACAUUUCUGCUCUCAGCAAUGAGGAAUACGACUUUUAUACUACUUCGUUCAUCAACCUCGCAGACGUACCGGACUCCGACAAUCCCCUCAAGACGACGCGUUACGAGGAUGUUCACGUUGGUGUUCGCGAGGCAAGAGGUUGGAUGAAGGGAAAGUACUCGGAUCUUCGUGGCUCUGAUAUAGAUGCAAUCCUAAAGUUGUUCUGUCCGAGCAUGCUUUCGUCCAACUGGCUUUCAGGGUCUCAGUUCUUUGCAGCACUUAGGAUUGCUGUUCACCUUCGAGAGGGAAAGGCAUUUGAUCGCGAACUCGCGUUUGUGCAGGCCCAUCCAAAGGCCGACAAUCCCAAGGCUUUGCCUGAGGCAUCACGAGUAAAGAAGCAGCCGAGAACCCCACGGUCGUCUCAGCCCUACUUACACGCGAGAGACGCGUCCCCAGACGUCAUUGUCAUUGAGAGCUCGCCCUCGCCCUCGGCGGCCAAGGCCCCCCACGCUCCUCACGCAGGCGAAGACCAUGAGGAUCGGGCUUCACCUACAGAACCGAAGGCCUACGAUGCUCGUCCCGCAUCUACGUCUCCAACCCUCUUUCCAAGAACCAGACGUCGUAUGCCACCGGGGAGUAGCCCAAUGCCAAGAGAACUACCCAAGAAGCGUCGCGGACGUCAAUCUAACACUGAUUUCCGUUCAAUGCAGCCUACACAAGAGCAAUCGUUUGUGAACGAGGGCUCUUCUACUACAACACAGGUUUCUGCAGCUGUUCCUGGUGCGGCUCAUCGCAAUUCGCGAACGCACAUGAAGGAAGGUAAAGAAAUCAUGACCGACAAACCUCAGUCUUUGCCUACGGAUGCACGCCGUACCAUCUCUAAACCGUUCAUUGCAAGCAAUAACUCGAGUAAAGGGAUGAGCAAAAAGCGUCGGCGGGCUUCCUCAUCUUCCAGUAGCAGCAGCGACUCCGACUUCCGCCCUUCCUCAAGACCUGCACUGGAGAAGCGUCGUGGAAAUCAUGUGAAAAAGCCGCUCGUCCAAAUGAAGUGGAAUGGUGAAAGCGACGAGCGGUGCGACGCGUGCAAGAAGUCCGGCGACCAGUGUUGGAGAGUUGUGGAGAGAGCGUGUAAUCUUUGCGUUCAGCGAAAGUGUGCGUGUAAUUUGAAGAAAGCGAUGUCGGGUCCUCGCCCCAGGAAGGUCAGAUUAUAAUCUACCACAAGGAAAGCCAAACCUAGUAGAGCGCUUCAUUCAUGUCCAAUACUGAACCAUUGUGGCGGCCACUAGGCGACUUUGGACGUAUCGCAUGCAGUAAGAAGGCUGUUUUCUUAUAAUAUUUCGCUCACAAGAACAUAAUUAUACUCGUAUGCUUGCUUCCUUUUGAAUGUAUACCGUAUCAGCCACAUACACGGUUUGAUUUAUUCAGAAGAUUACUUUGACGUACUAAACCGUGCCGUAAUGCUAUGGUUUCC